UGUCCUUUACGCCCGACCCUUGCUCGCUGAUCGCUCUUGCCCCUCGCCUGCCCAGCGCCACCAUCAUCUCUCUCCCUCUCUCUCGAAUUCCGAUUUCUCUUGCUACUAUGGCCUCCACAGAGCCAGAGCACGAGCACCGCGAAGAUGAGGAAGCCCCCGCCGGCGAAGACGAGGACACCGGAGCUCAAGUCGCUCCCAUCGUCAGGCUUGAAGAGGUCUCCGUCACCACCGGCGAAGAAGACGAAGACGCUAUCCUUGAUUCAAAAGCGAAGCUUUAUCGAUUCGACAAGGAAGGGAAUCAGUGGAAAGAGAGAGGUGCUGGCUCUGUUAAGUUUUUGAAGCACAAGGAAUCUGGGAAGGUCCGGCUGGUCAUGAGACAGUCCAAGACCCUCAAGAUCUGUGCCAAUCAUCUUAUUCUCCCGACUAUGUCGGUCCAGGAACAUGCCGGGAACGACAAGUCCUGCGUUUGGCAUGCAAGGGACUUCGCCGAUGGAGAGCUGAAGGAUGAGCUUUUCUGUAUCAGAUUUGCAUCCGUUGAAAAUUGCAAAAACUUCAUGGAGAUGUUCCAGGAGGUUGCUGAAUCUCAACAGAAGAAAGAGGAAAAUGAAGAUGCAAAAACGACUGCAGGGCUCCUUGAUAAGCUGACUGUUGAGGAAAAGAAAACAGAAGAUAAAUCAGGUGAAGAUGUGCCAGCAUCAAAGGAAGUAAGCAAAACGGUGACUGAACCUGCCUCGGCAGACGGGGAGAAGAAAAGUGAGCCUGCUCCCUCGGCUUAAAUGGGGAUACUGCUUUUGCACCAGGAUCUACCGGGCACAAUGAGGAGUGGCUUUCUGAUGCUCUUUUCUGCCUGUCUCUAGGAAUUUGUCUGGGUUGGUCCUCUAGUUUCUGGUCGUCAAAUGAUUUGUUGGUCCGGACAAAUAGAGUCGAGGCUGGGAGUUGCCGGCAGUUUAUGGUCUUGGGUUUGUUGAGGCUUUUCACUUUUCCUUUCACCUUCGCAACACUUGGAAAUUGAUUAUUAGUUGGUGGAAGUUGCAGUAAGAGCCAGAGACAGUAUCACCAACAUAAUUGAGUGGGGUCAUACUUGCAUAUGUUAUGCUGGAUUUUUCUGUACCGUGUGAAGAAUCGCUCUGUUCUGCAGAUAGAUUCCUUUUCUAGACAUGCAAUGGGGUAACGUUAUCUUUUGUUUAGUUA
Messenger RNA from Rhodamnia argentea, 1191 nucleotides. Its product is annotated as ran-binding protein 1 homolog b. The record is from RefSeq and is a predicted model, not a curated record. NCBI's taxonomy places the organism in Eukaryota, Viridiplantae, Streptophyta, Magnoliopsida, Myrtales, Myrtaceae. The transcript is spliced from 4 exons. The coding region runs from base 108 to 776 and encodes 222 amino acids. Gene Ontology annotation, cellular component: cytoplasm; nuclear pore. Gene Ontology annotation, molecular function: GTPase activator activity. Gene Ontology annotation, biological process: nucleocytoplasmic transport.